AUGGCAGCCUGCUCCUCUCAAGAGAACUUUAAUGCCACCUCAUACGAUGCCAUGGCUUUUGUCAUCAUCACACUUCAGACACUUGCUGGCACGUGGAUAAAUGGCUUCAUUGUUUGUGUGCUCUGUGUUUCUUGGGUGAAAAAGAAGGUUUUUAACUCGAAUGAGAAGAUCUUGCUGCUUCUGGGAUGCCUCAGAAUUGGGGAUUUGUGCAUCACAUGGCUGUAUAUGUUUUUUGCAGCAGUCUAUCCCCACUGCUUCUAUGUUCUCCCCAUACCACAAAUGUUUUCUGCCACUCGAAUAUUUUGUAAUUCUUCAAACAUGUGGGUUUCUGCCUCUCUUUGUGUUUUUUACUGUCUAAAGAUUGCAAAUUUCCAGCACACCUUCUUCAUCUACCUGAAAGCAAAAAUCGACAGGAUUGUGCCAUGGCUGUUUUUGGUUUCAGUGCUUCUGUCCCUGGUUAUGAGCAUCCUUUCCUACAACAUCAUCUACAUGAACACCAAUGCCACAACCUCAGCAAAUUUGUGGAAACUGAGUAUCAGAAUGGAAGAACAUUUAUUUCCCACUUAUUUUUUCAUUGGCCUCAUCUUAACAGCUGCAUUCACAGCAGCCAUCUUUUCUGCUCUUCUCCUUCUCUUUUCUCUCUGCAGACACAAGCGAAGGAUGCAGACAAACUCAAUGAGAAACCUCAGCAUGGAUGCCCAUAUCAAAGCCAUCAAAUCUAUCCUGUCCUUCAUCUUCCUUUACAGCAUCAACUACAUAGGAACCGGCUUGGCACUGAUAUGUGCCAAUAAGAUGGGAUAUCUUCCAACUUUUUUCAUCUCAAUAUUUCAGUAUGCUCUUGCAGUUCUUCACUCCCUUAUUCUGAUUUUCAGCAAUACCAACCUGGAAAAGGCAUUUCUAAGAACUCUGCCAUGUGUGAAGUGGAGGUUUCAUUAGGGAUAGGAGCUGUGAUAAGUGCUGGGGAC
This is a messenger RNA of Pogoniulus pusillus (Red-fronted tinkerbird), 965 nucleotides long. RefSeq names its product taste receptor type 2 member 9-like. Gene Ontology annotation, cellular component: membrane. The record is from RefSeq and is a predicted model, not a curated record. NCBI's taxonomy places the organism in Eukaryota, Metazoa, Chordata, Aves, Piciformes, Lybiidae. Bases 1 to 936 code for a protein of 311 amino acids. Gene Ontology annotation, biological process: G protein-coupled receptor signaling pathway; sensory perception of taste; detection of chemical stimulus involved in sensory perception of bitter taste. The transcript has a single exon. Gene Ontology annotation, molecular function: bitter taste receptor activity; G protein-coupled receptor activity.